UUGCAACACGAGAAAAAAACAAACACUAAAUUAUUCAACAUGGCGUCGUGCAGCAGGGCUCAAGUGAUUUCACUCUACAGGAUGCUUAUGAAAGAGAGUAAAGAAUUCCCCUCGUAUAAUUAUAGAACAUAUGCACUUCGCAGAGUGAAAGAUGGCUUCAGGGAGAACCUUCAGGUUGACAACCCCAAAACACUUGAUAUGCUAAUAAAUCAAGCUAGAGAGAAUCUGGCAACAAUCAAGAGACAGGUAUCCAUUGGCCAGCUGUAUAAUGCACAGAAGACUAUUGUUGAGGAGCGUGAAUUAUAAUUAAGGACCUUUAUAGGAAUUCUCUUCAGCACCAAAAACACUGCUCAUACUGUGUAUAUCAUGCUCUAGGGAAGAAGAAUCUGUGUUGAAGCCCAUAAAAUACAUAUCGUAAAAUUGUAAUGUAUAUCAGAGUAAACUGUACAUUUAAUUUAUG
Molecule: messenger RNA, 460 nt
Organism: Xyrauchen texanus (razorback sucker)
Lineage: Eukaryota; Metazoa; Chordata; Actinopteri; Cypriniformes; Catostomidae
Product: LYR motif-containing protein 4
Exons: 3
Coding region: 40-306 (88 amino acids)
Biological process (GO): iron-sulfur cluster assembly
Cellular component (GO): L-cysteine desulfurase complex; mitochondrion
Source: RefSeq, a predicted model, not a curated record